AUGCCUCCAAGAAGCUAGCAAAUCCAAGAACUUACUUCAUGCAUCAAGCUAACAAUAAAGAAAUGCACCAGACCUAUUACACUAUUAUACCUUUGCAAGUCUCUAUUUAAGUCUGUCUUUGGAAUUAGAAAUUUGAAGACCUUGCUAUAUAGAUUCUUAACAAUCAUGAUUGUAAUUGCACAUUACACCAUAGUAGAAAAGAUAAAUUAUGAGGACUUUGUUCAUAAUGAAUGGGAAUUCAUGAGCUUUAUUGUUGUCUGGCAUGUGAUAUUCAUGAAUUUAAAGAUAAUAGAGGAGUCUAGGCGAAAGAAGAAUGAAGAACAUUUGCAUAUGAUGGUAGUUAUCGUUGGUGUCAUUGCAAUUUACACACUCAGCCAUAUUAUCCUCACGCCUAUACUUGCUUGGCUUGACUAUGAAAGCACAAGACUAUAGUCGUCUUACUUUACCUACAGAUAUAUUUGGAUGUUCUUUUACAUAUUGUUCAAUUCAUUCAUCAAUAUUUUCCCACUCGUCAAUAAUUUCAUGUUCUUCUUGAGUGAUGGAAUCAUUUUGACUUAGCUAACUUCUCUAUAUCUCUUUAAUGAAUUCUCGAUGUCAGCCCUUCUGACUUCAAUGCCUGUGCUUUUUGUGAUAUAAAAUCACGGACUAAUCAAAGGUAUUAAAAAUUUCACAAGAGAUGAGACAAACUCCAAGCUUUCAUUUGUGAGACUAAUUGGCCGUCAUGAUGCUGUUUUCUUGUUCGUUAUAUACACUAUGUUCACUUUCUUGUUCAACUUAGUAGAUACUCUGGCUAAUAACUACGUAUUUGUGUUUAAUCUCUGGUAUACAGUGUAUGCUCUCUAUGUGUUUGGGAAGCUAAUGGAUAAUAAAAAGAUUAACACCCUUAAGUUAUUUUCCUUCUUCUCUAUACUUUUGUAUGGGCUAAUAUAUUGCUACACAUUACAAUACUAAAUCAAUCCCUUCCCCGAGAGAGUCUAUCCAUUGUAUAACCCUAAUCCUAUAAAUGCCACUCAAUCCACAAACUCUACAAUUAUUGAUAGCAAUUAGACUAUUUCAAUCAAUUCUACAAAUGGCAAUGAUUUAUGA
Messenger RNA from Stylonychia lemnae, 1086 nucleotides. The record is from the annotation of a GenBank genome assembly. Lineage: Eukaryota; Ciliophora; Spirotrichea; Sporadotrichida; Oxytrichidae.